Molecule: messenger RNA, 5398 nt
Organism: Pelobates fuscus (common spadefoot toad)
Lineage: Eukaryota; Metazoa; Chordata; Amphibia; Anura; Pelobatidae
Gene: PCARE
Product: photoreceptor cilium actin regulator
Exons: 4
Coding region: 577-4725 (1382 amino acids)
Biological process (GO): photoreceptor cell outer segment organization; protein localization to photoreceptor outer segment
Cellular component (GO): photoreceptor outer segment; photoreceptor inner segment
Source: RefSeq, a predicted model, not a curated record
AGUAGGUUGGACCACUGCUGCCCGAUGACGACCUCAUGUGAGUGAAGGGAAUCAGCAUAAUUCUACAUUGAAGGAAUCAUUUACAGAUAAACACUAGACUAUAAAUAUACAAACAUGAACUGCAAGUGAAACCAUGUAUGUUGAUAUUUUUGUUUCCUUUCAGUUGCAGCUGUCCAACCUGAUGGCCUUCCGUGCCUACAUGAAAAGGCAGGAAUGCUAGCCUCGUAACCUGCAGGUGACAAGAAGAUCCUCUGAUCUAGGCAUCUUUUUUUCCAUGACAUCUGAUAUGUGCAAUAAUAGAGUUUCAGGAUGUUUUCACCAAUGGAAUCUGCCUCUCACCAGAUAAAGGAUAAUCUAGUAAUCUCUAAAUCCUAUUUGGACUUGACAGCUGUCUAUGGAAGAGACAGUCACAUAAUCUUUCUAUACAAGGAGAAAAACGAUUGUGUUGGAAGACCUACAAAACAAAGAGAUCAUGGAACUUCAUUUGACUAGUCCCGAUUUCAUUUUCAUCAUACAACAAAACAGUAAGGACAAGAUAUUUAUUUGCUGAAUCAUUUUAAAUUGUGUCAUUACGGAAUGGGUUGUUCACCUUCUCAUAGUGGGAUUAUUCAAAGUAUUGCAAAAAAUGCUGCGAAACCUCUAAAGAAAAACAAAGCCAUUCUAGCUCCUGGACAAAGCGAUAAUGGAAUUACAAUUCCUCUGGGUAAAAAAAGCUCUUUGGGCUCCAGUGAAGAGCUCUGUUCUGGAACUAUCGAACAGGGUAAUGUUCCACCUGAAAAAUUCAAGAAAACCUCCCUCCUUGGGACAAGUGCUACCAAUGUCAAUAAUGCUAAAAAACUGUCUGUGGCAGAAAACCAUGUGGCAGAGGAAAUCAAAGGUAUGGUUGAUGAAUCUAUGGUCAGUAUUACUUGCCAAAAAGGUCCCCUUGAUAGAAGACUUGUAAGGAAGCAGAGCUCAACAGGAUCGGAACUUGAAUUAGGUUCUGAGGUGCCACAGGAAAAUCCAAGAAGAAGCAGAAGAUCAAAGAGCCAACGGUCAAACAAACAGGGAAGGCGUACAAAAACAAGAGAGAAACAACUUGUUUUUAGUGAAACUGAAAAGAAAGUGGACUUUCCAGAACUGCUUGUUAAGGCCCACCAGGAUGCUUAUGCUUAUAUGAAUCCAAACCUUUCAAAAUAUGAGACUGUAAUAUCUUUGGCAAAUCAAGCUACUCAGACUCAGAUCAUUUUGCAGCAGAUGGUCAGCUUCAUGGCCCUGAGGUUCGAUGAAAUCAACCAGUGUCUGGAAGAAAUUGCUGAAGAUGGAGAAAUAUUUUUAAAAAAUGCUGGGAAUAACCUUACUUGGCCUCUUGGAAAAGGGAACCUCGGAGAACAACCAGAUUUAUUACAGCAGUUGCUACAGUAUACCGUUAACAGGAUGCAAACAUUGAAUAGUACAGUGUCUUCUCUGACCUCAAAUGCCUUGCAGGAAGCUUGUACUUAUUUGCAAUCAGCUGCCACCAAUUUUGAAGGAAAAUUCAAAGUGAAACAAAUCUCUGAUGAACGCUUAAUGAGGACAAUCAAAUUACUCGAAGACUCAGCAUCUGGACCCAUUCACACCCUUCCAAAUGACUCAACUCUUUAUUCUGAAGAUAGUGGAAUUGGAGGAGAUAGUGAAUCCAUAAAGGAAUGCAAGUCCCCUGAUAAAAUGGAAAGACGGACAAGUCUUGAUUUGUCAGGACAAGUAUAUUCAAAGGGAAUUGAGCAAGAAAUAGUCAAUAUUAAUGUGACUGGUAGCUCUUCUGCAGAAAUAUGCGCGAAAGAAAUGGUUGGUCCUCGUUUUAACAACACAAGGGUCCCUAAACAAACCAGUCUGGCUACUAGUCUGUCAAUGAACUCCCUUGACUCUAGUACAACACUAGAACAAGACAGCAACAAUGAUGAGGAUUCUGAAGAUUCUACUAGCAGUGAUGAUAGUUGCAAUGAUGUGGAAAAUUAUAACAAUUUAUCAAGCCAGAUCACAUUGCCUCAAAGGCCUAUGACAUCUCCAGCAGGUGCAGGUGUCUACAAAUCUUCACCAAAAUGGUUAGAAAGCCCUGAAAAUGAAGAAAUGAAUUUGAAAAUGAAAGAGGCCAUUAGUGAAAAAAUAAAAUUUGUCCCAGAGACAUCAAGCAGCAACGUGUGGAUCAGAGAGGAAGAGGGAACAACAACUUUUGUAAGACCUAGAACUGCAGAUGGGAGUAGCAGGAGAACCUCAAGGCAUAGAAGAUCAAGAUCUGCAGAGUCACUUAGAAGUCAAAGUGAAGACCCAACACUACUGGAACUUCAAAGGACACAAAAAGAGCUCAACAAAAAGCUGGAAAAAUUGAUGACAAGUGGAAAUAAAAACAAAGAAACCUCACAGAAGGUCAAUAUCAAGUCUUUUGUACAUGUCAAUGAUAUUAUGUCAGUCAAUAAUAUUUACACCAACAAACUAAAGUCAUGCCUUGAUAAAAGUUUUAACAUUUUGCCUAGUCAGGAAAAACUUACCUUAACAAGAUGUGAUAAAGUUGCAGAAAAGGAAUCAAAUCUCAGCCUAAAAACAACACUAAACGAGACUCUGUUACAGUGUGACAUAACGGAAUUGCAAAAAAUUGCUUCAGUGGAAAUAAAACAGGAUAAUACUAAUGCGUCUCCCCGACAGUCAGUUCGGAAAUUAAUUGAAACAUUUACUCCAGUAGAUGAACCUCUAAAAAUCUCAAAUCUAAAACUUUUAGGGCCACUAAGAUGUGUGCGCAAAGUUGGCGUUCCAGUCCUUCCUCCCACAAUUCCUGCAUAUCGGGGAUUAGAACCAUUAAGCCACAAGGGUUCUAUUUUAUCAACAGACAAUGGAGGCUCUAUAUUUACAGGUUCACCAGUGAAUACAUGUAAAUUUAGCACACAUUUUCCUUGUCCAUUAACUCAAGAUAUUAUCAAAACAGAUACAAAUGAGAUUGACAUUGAAGAAGACUUUGAAAACUUUCCUCCUCCACCUCUUGAAAUACUUAUGGAUGAUUCUUUUAACAGAUUCCAACCCAAAGAGCAUGAGAAAGGAAAUCCAAAAAAUAUUGAAAGUAUUUCCAAUACCAACUCAUCUUUCAUUGUGAAGAAGAUGGGAGCAUCACAUAAAAUAAAAUCUUCAGUUAACUUGAAAGACUUGUUACCAAACAAAAAUGCCACUGAUGUAUAUAGCACUCUUGGUAAGACUUUCCGUAACCUGGAAGAAAAUGUCACGCCUAGAACUCUAGUAUCUGAACAUCAACUAAUCCCUAGACAACAAGAAAGAGGCUUAGAAGUACAGAGAAAUCAUGAAAUUGAACAGGCUGCACAUUUGUAUAAGCAGUCACACAAAAUAAUUCCUUUGCAGAAUCCAGGUGAAGUUGAGACAGUAAGCAAUGAUGGUGAGAUUCAAGAGCCAUGCAUUGAUGAACCAUCCAUACUUAAACAAAAACAAUGGUCCAAUACAUCAUACAGAAGAAAUGACAAGUCACCAACAGCAUUAAAGAGGAUACCUCCAACAAGAACAGCAUUUCCGUCUCCUUCAAUUGAAAAAAAAAUGACAAACCCACCAACUAACAAGUCUACAACUAAAACUCAUUACAAUAUACAACAAAGUCCUCCUCUAGUGCAGAAGAAUGCUAUCUCAGGAAGUACGACAAAAAUGCCAAGUCCUCCUACUCAAAGGAAGCUUCAAAGUCCUCCAUCACAAAGAAAGCUGCAGAGCCCUCCUCAAAUACGCAAGCCAGCAAGUCCACCACGUGCACAUAGACUACCAAGCCCACCAAGUCAACAAACACCACCUAGUCCACCAAAUCAACGCAAACUAACAAGUUUAUCAAGUCAACAAACACCACCUAGUCCACCAAAUCAACACAAACUAACAAGUUUACCAAGUCAACAAACACCACCUAGUCCACCAAAUCAACGCAAAGUAAUAAGUCCACCAAGUCAACAACAACAAGCCAGUCCACCAAAUCAGUGUAGAGUAACAAGUCCACCACAUCAACAACAACCACCUAGCCCACCAAAUCAACGUAAACUAGUAAGUCCAACUAUGCAAGCACCACCAAAUCAACGAAGACUACCAAGUCCACCUAGCCAACACAGAUUACAAAGUCCACCCAAUGGACACAGACUACCAAGCCCACCAAUACAGAAUAAACCACCAAGUCCACCUACUCAGCGUAGGCUACCAAGUCCCCCAAACUUCUUCCAGGAGCCUAGAUCCCCCUCCAACUGCUCAUCAUCUCCACCAGUUUCUCCUAGUGUGACACACAAAGGAUUAAGGCGCAGUUCUGAUGAAAUAUUGCCUUCCUCAAAGGUGUUUGGAAAUGCCCAAUCAAUAUUUUGCCCAUCUUCAUCUUCAUUAUUUGAAACCAAGAAACCUACACCACCAAACAACUCUGGUAUAGAAGUUGGCGCCACCCAAACGUCUGUAAUGAGGCAUAAUUUAUCUGGAUAUCAAUAUGGGGAUCAGCACAGAAGGAUGGCAAUGAGUGCAGCCAAUCCUCAACCUUUUAUUCGUAGGUGCUAUUCUGACAGGAGGCCAAGAGUUCAACUUCGGCUUCCAGGAUCAAUUUCAUCUUCAUCAUCUUGUGACUCUGCUCUUCAACACAUUGGAACUGAGGAACCUGCACAGAAAGACAGUGAAUCGGACCUCAGAGCGGCCAGCCUAGCACCCUCUCAACCUGAGCUGUGCGUUGUGGGACAAGGACUCCAAAAAGAGUGACUGCGGGUAGCCGGAGAACCAUGACCCUGUGAAUACGUUUCACUGUAAAUGUUUUUGCACAGAAGCAUUAUGGGAUUUAAUAUCAGAUAUGUUGACUGACACUAUUCAGUAAUCUUACUGUCAUCAUGGAUAAAUGUUAGUAGAAAAACUCCUUGUCUUCUAAAGUGCACAGGAUAAUCUGCUAUGCAGAUACAUUUGUGGCUAAAAUUGGGAGGAUAUAUAAUUUCUGUUAUGAUUUGGAUGGUAUUUAUUACUGAUAAUGUAAUAUAUGUGUGCAUUGUUAUUCUUAGAGUAUCAUGGUUUGCCUUCAUAUCAGACAUACUUAUGAGUCCUAGGGGUGUAGAGUGGCUUAUAAUCAGGGACAUAUUUACCGUUGGGCAGAAAAGCAUCCUUAACCCCUUAACAACCAAUGAUGGAAUAAUUAUAUUGUUACAAAUUAGUUUUUCUGUGCUAUAGCGUCGCUGAACAUCCUCACGCUAUGUGACGACCUCCAGCAUCGCUGAAAUCCCCAUAGGAAAGCAUUGAAAGCAUUUCCAAUGCUUUCCUAUGGGGAGGUUUAAUGCGCAUGCGCGGCAUUACCGCGCAUGAGCAUAAGUGUAUCCCCGUCGCCAGCCGCGCAUGCGCAAUAGGUCUCCCCCGCCGGAUGACAUCGGAGGGGGAGGAGGGUGGGAGG